AUGUCAAGUGCCGCGCGCAAACCUGCAGCACGUAUCGCACGACCCGCCGCGCGAUACUGGAAGGGCAAGGCGCCCAAAGGCGCAGACGCCGCUGAAUCCGACUCUGACUAUGACGAGGAGGCCGAGGAGCAGGUGCCCGAGGAAGAGGGCGACGAGCUCAUACGCGAUGUGGGAGAAGACGACGAAGAAGAGGAGGACGAAGAUGGUCUCGAAGUGCGGAAGGAGGCGGUGAGCAGGCAGGCGAAGGGUGCGAUCAAUGUUGCGUUGCGGGACGUGAACAUUUCAAGGGAUGGCAAGGUCAUUGUAGGCGGGAAGGAGGAGUCAGGAAAGACGGCGGCUGAGCUGGAGGAAGAGGAGGAGGAAUCUGACGAAGAGGAAGAAGCUGGGGAGGAAGAGGAGGAAGAGUCUAGCGAAGAGGAGUCGGAGUCGGAAGAAGAGGAGAAGCCAAAGCUACAGUUUCGACCCGUGUUCAUACCAAAACGUGCUCGCGCAACGAUUGCUGAGAAAGAGGCUCUGGCAGAAGACUCGGAGGAGGCAAUCAAGCGGAAAGAGCAGGAGGCGGAGGAGCGCAGGAAAGCGAGCCACGACAUGGUGGCAGAGAGCAUCCGGCGAGAACUGCUCGAGAAGGAGAAAGAAGAGGAGGUGCCUGACGUCGACGACACAGACGGGCUCGACCCUGAAGGAGAGUUCGAGGCAUGGCGCCUGCGCGAGCUAGCGCGCAUCAAGCGCGACAAAGAAGCCGCACUCGCGCGUGAGCUGGAACGAGAGGAGAUCGAACGACGCCGCGCGCUCCCAGAGGAGCAGCGGCUCAAGGAGGACCUUGAGCGUGCGGAGAAGCUGCGCGCGGAGAAGCCCAAGGGCGCACAGAAGUUCCUUCAGAAGUACUGGCACAAGGGCGCGUUCCAUCAGGACGACGAGGUACUGCGGAAGCACGACUACACGGAGGCGACGGAGUCCACCAUGGACAUCUCAAUGCUGCCUAAAGUCAUGCAGGUCAAGAACUUCGGCAAGCGCAGCCGGACGAAGUACACGCAUCUGCUCGACCAGGACACCACCGCCAGCACCGGUGGGUUCGGCGGCACGGGGUCGGUCAAGGCCGGCGGGUCGUCGACCGCGGGCGGGGGUUGCUUCCUCUGCGGAGGGCCUCAUCUGAAGAAAGAUUGCCCGCAAAAUGCCAACCUGCCUCCGGGGCAGACCGCUACGGGCGCGAACAGCGCGCCGACCGGCGCUCGCCAAUGGGGCCCGCGCGAAGGCGGGCGAGAAGACCAGCGUAGCUCGUGGCGCGACAAUGACCGGGACGACAGGCGGCCGGACGGGAACCAGCCAGACCGCCGGAGAGAAGACGAUGGCCGAGCGCGGGAUCGCGACCGUGAGCGGACGAUUGACAGGGAGCGAUUCCACCGAGACGACCGCGACCGCGAGCGGGCGCGAGACAAUUUCGACGAUCGCGGCCGGGACCACGGCCACGACCGGCGGCGCUCGCGCUCACCGAGGCGAGAUUGGGGCCGUGGAGAGGAGAUGCGGAGGGACCGGCGGCGAUCGAGGUCGCGCUCGUUGGACCGUCCGCGGGACGAAAAGCGACGGCGAGUGGAUUGACUACUUGCAAGUUUGUUGUUGUACUGUUUCGGCGUUGACAUCCGCAUUGCUUAUAUUUAUGACCAGUCUCCAGUGGUAUCUGUUGACAUACGACAAAC
Molecule: messenger RNA, 1694 nt
Organism: Trametes versicolor FP-101664 SS1
Lineage: Eukaryota; Fungi; Basidiomycota; Agaricomycetes; Polyporales; Polyporaceae
Exons: 7
Coding region: 1-1596 (531 amino acids)
Biological process (GO): mRNA splicing, via spliceosome
Cellular component (GO): U2-type spliceosomal complex
Molecular function (GO): RNA binding
Source: RefSeq, a predicted model, not a curated record